Molecule: messenger RNA, 837 nt
Organism: Cannabis sativa
Lineage: Eukaryota; Viridiplantae; Streptophyta; Magnoliopsida; Rosales; Cannabaceae
Exons: 2
Coding region: 1-837 (278 amino acids)
Source: RefSeq, a predicted model, not a curated record
AUGCAUGAGGAGGAGUACAAUGGUGAACCAAAUGUGGAGUUGAAUGAGAAUGUGCAACCUCAAGAUUGUGGCUGGUGGGGAAGGCACACUGAGUUGGUGCAUGAUAAUGCUGAUGACAGUGAUAUUGGUGAUGAAGUUGAAAUGGGGAGUGUGCAUAGUGAUAAAGAGAAUGAAGCAGCCACACCUCAUAAGAUUCCAUUUAACCCUGAGACAAACACAGAGGAUGUGGACUUCAAAUGUUAUAUGGAAUUUGCAACAAUUGACUUGUUAAGGAAGACUGUUAGGGAACACUUCAUUCACAACAACAAGGAGUACAUACUGUUGGCUAAUGACAGGCAGAAAUUCAGGGUGAAAUGUAAGGCAGAAGGAUGCCCUUGGAUGUUUGGCUGGCAACUCACUUCAAAAACCAGUUCAGAGUACAUCCAAACAUGGAUUACAAGGCAUUUCAGGAGAUCACAAAGGACACCAAAUAUUCAAAGUGCAGUUAUUUACAGAGCUAAAGACCAAGUGAGAAAGGAACUUGAAGGCUCAGUCAUUGAGCAAUAUGCUAUGCUGGAGGACUACUUCAAGCAACUUCUGGAAACCAAUCCAGGUACCACUGCUAAGCUCAAAUGUGAGAUGCAAGGUGACCAUAGAAUCUUUCAAAGGUGUUAUGUGUGUCUACAUGCAUGUAAAGAAGAUUUUAAACAAGGAUGCAGGCCAUUUAUAGGGUUGGAUGGGUGCUUUCUGAAAGGAUACAGUAAAGGUAUCUUACUUGCUGCAAUUGGGAUUGAUGCAUCAAAUUCCAUCUUCCCAGUAGCCUAUGCCAUCACUGAGAAAGAGACAACCAACAGCUAG